GCUUUUGUUCCGCCACUGGGGAAUUUCGCUGCUCCGAGCGCGAGAGGUCCUCUUGGGUCGUAGCCUGGCAGGGGUCAGGCUGGAGCUGAGCCGUGCAGUUCACUGUAACCACCGUCUCCAUUUGUACGUGAUCGGGAAACACCCCUUUAGCACGGCCCCCUUUCGCUUGUCACGUGUGGUUCCGGGGGCCAACUCUGGGCGGAGCCACCGAGCGACUGAAGCACACAAACGCACAGUCUUCCUCCAUGUCAAUCUGGCUUGGUUCUGUGAGGGCUCGUCUCGCUCGGCUUCUCCCUGUGGGCGACAUCGGAGCCUCAGUCGGUCCCAACCGCCGUGCCGCCUAGAGAGCUGAGACGGCAGAAGCUGCUCCUUGCGCCCUCUGCCUCUGGGAAGGAGCAGGAUCGGGGCCUCCGAGGGACCGGGAGGCGAACGGGGCCCCACCAAAGCAUGGAAAUGGCCCUGCCGGAAGGGGCGCUUGAAUUAGCACAAUCAACAUAUUCUGGCGUUCUCCUCAGUGUUGCUGUAACCGUUCCUGCCUGGUCUACUUUUGGAUUGAGUUAUUUCACAACGGCUGCAAUCCUGUAAACUCUUUCUUCGGUAUGAAUCGCUGAGAUUUAGUUCUUGAUAUCCCUGCCUAGGCUUACGCUACAAGAAAAGACAAGUAUAAAUGUAAAAGCAGUACAUAGAUGUCUCAUCCAUACGUAUAGGUUAUUCAUAGAUGACUUUAUUUAUCCAAUCGUGUAUUAAAACAAUUACAAGAUCUGUGCUUCUUGAGUAGGUACGAUACAUUCUUUUUCACAAUGCUGGCGAAACAUUCCCAGGAGCAGAUUUCAUCUUGAAAAUCAAUGUGAAAUUCGUCUGCUCCUGGAUCCAGCCUACCUGACCUCUCUGGUGGUGCCAAUUGCCCUUGACCAUAGACUACCUCCCCAGCUCCUCCUCAACAGCAUGAGCACCUUCUGGCUAGUGCGUAACCAAUAAUUUCUCGAACUACCCAAUAGAAAGCAAACUUGCAACAUAGCGCCCCGCUAUGUGAAAGGUCUCUGUUUUGAAAAAACUGGAGGAUGGAUUGACAUCCUGUUGCUUCGUUUGGUUCUCUUUGUUUAAGGUAAUUCUGUUUCUGAAAGCCUGAUAUGUUACAGGACUGGAGGCGGGUUAGUCUGGAUGUCAUCAAUGGAGCCUCCUCCAAGCCUGUUGUUUUGUAUCUGUCAGAUGGGAUUCUGUAGAAAGAGACUGCUGAAAUGCUCAAACCACUCUCUUUGUUAAUGGCUCUAGCCCAGUCUAUGAAGUAUCUUUUUGCAUGACUAAAGACUACAGGUGACUGGAUGCCACAGAAAGUAAUAGCUACAGAUGCUUCCAGAAGGUGGGCCAAAGGGAGCAGGUUUCCCCUCCCCUCCCCUGGCUUGGAGUGAUAUUAUUGGAGACUGGAAGGGAGUCCUUGAAUAAUACACUGGAGGAGCUGAAUGGUUAAAAUAAUACCAGUGCUUCCUUUCCAGCUACAUGCAAUACAUUUUACAAAAAAGUAAGUUAUUUGCAAUCUAGCAAAGUUAAAAUAUUUUUAAUAUGGCUGUAUGGUUUGAAAACUGCAGUUAAUACAGUUCUGUUUUUUAUCGUGUCGGCGUAAUAUGUUUGCUGCUGCUACCAAAAGUUUUGUUAAGCAGGUUGGAGAUGGAGGCCGUUUAGUACCUGUUCGUAGCCUUAGUGAAGCUGAUAAGUAUCAACCCCUCAGUCUUGUUAUCAAGAAGAAAAGCUGUUUUCUUUCAAAAAGAUCCAAAUUUGUUGCAACACCAUUCAGCCUAAAAGACAUUCUUCAAGGAGAGAAAGAAAUUUCAGCUGGCAUUUCAUCCUACCAGCUCCUGAAUUAUGAAGACAAAUCUGAUGUGUCCCUCAAUGGGAGACGAGGAAAUCAAAUCAUGAACUCGGCUGGGGUCAAUAUCGCUGGAUCAGAUUCUCUUGCAGUGAAGGCUUCAUUCGGCAUUGUAACUAAACAUGAGGUUGAGGUACCAACAUUACUCAGAGAACUUACUAGUAGAAAAAUGAAUUUUGAGCACUGCCUUGUUCGUCAGUCACGAGAAAGUAAGAGGACAGUUCUCUGUGUGGUCAUGGAGAGUAUUCGAACCACACGACAGUGUUCCCUAUCUGUGCAUGCUGGUAUGAGAGGUGACACAAUGAGGUUUCAUAUUAUUGACGACUAUAAUUACAAAGGACGUGACAAAGCUAUUGUCUUUCCUGCUCAUACAACUAUUGCAUUUAGUGUGUUUGAACUUUAUAUUCGCUUGGAUGGCAAUUUUGAGCUUUGUGUCACUCCAGAUUCAAAAGGGGGAUUUGAAAAAGAGCCAUCAAGAUCGUUUUCACUAACUAAAUUAAGGAAUCUGUUUUAUCGAAAUAAAAGGGUAAUGGAUAUCAUUGCUCACCCAGAUAAUUAUUUAGACAACAUUUUCGCAGACUACUAUGAAAAAGCUGCAAGCAUGACUGACGUCUCCGCAAGCUACUUCCAAGAAGGGGCUCAUAUACGAGUGAAUUUACUUAAUAACAAUAUCCCCAAAGGUCCUUGUUCCCUGUGUGGAAUGGGGAGUUCCAGAAGAGAAACAGUCUAUGGUUGUCUUGAGUGCUCCUUUAAUGGACAAAAGUUUGUACGACUACAUGCUGUGCCUUGUUUUGACCUCUGGCACAAGAGAGUGAAGUAACAUUUCCUACAAAUGCAUAUGGGUUGGAUCCAGCUUGAGUUAGUUGCACUGAAUUCCCACUGAAAUCAGUGGGGCUUAAUUUAAGUUACAUCUAGCUUUUCACUCUAACGUUAAUGAGACCUAAAAUUGAUUUGGAUCCAGCCCUGUAUGUAUACUGAGGUGCGAUUGUGCCAUAGAAUUCCUAAUGAGUUUUGAGUGCGAAAGCUUAAAAUGUGGAGCCACAGGUGCUUUUCUUUCCUUCCAUGUUUUUAAAGAUAUGUGAACAAGAACUUCAUAGAAUUACUUCCUGCAUGUGAUGUCUUUUUAGUUAAUGCUUUCUAAUUGCCUAAUAUGAAAUA
Messenger RNA from Rhineura floridana, 3022 nucleotides. RefSeq names its product pejvakin (gene PJVK). The record is from RefSeq and is a predicted model, not a curated record. Gene Ontology annotation, biological process: programmed cell death. Gene Ontology annotation, cellular component: cytoplasm. The transcript is spliced from 7 exons. The coding region runs from base 1623 to 2684 and encodes 353 amino acids. Lineage: Eukaryota; Metazoa; Chordata; Lepidosauria; Squamata; Rhineuridae.